AUGGCGCCCUCCCUCAAAGUAACGUACUUCAACUUCGCGGGACGGGCGGAACCCAUCCGCCUGGCCCUAACGAUCGGCGGCAUCGACUUCGAGGACCAACGCCUGUCCUUCCCCGAGUUCGGCGCAAUGAAGCCCUCCCUGCCCUUCGGCCAGCUGCCGGUGAUGGAGAUCGACGGCGAGCAGAUCGCCCAGGGGCCCGCGCUGCUGCGCUACGCCGGAAAAUUGGCCGGGAUGGAGCCCCAGGAUCCGCUGGCCGCGUUGCGAGUGGAUGAAAUGGUGUUGGCAAUGCACGACGUCGUCGCGCUCUUCACGCCGAGCAUCUUGGAGCCCGACAUGGAGAAAAAGCUGGAGAUGAGGAUAGCCUUGGUCGAGGAGACGCUGCCCAAGUGGUUCGGCAUGAUCGAGAGGCGCAUCGCAGGCGGCGGGAAGGAGUAUUGUGCUGGGGAUUCGCUGAGCGUGGCGGACCUGUCCCUGUACAAUUUCGUGAAGUGGAUGAGGACGGGGACGCUGGACGGCGUGCCCGCGACGAUAAUGGACGCCUACCCGGCGACGUGCGCCGUCGCGGACAGGGUGGCCGAGCACCCGAAGGUGAAGGAGUGGAACGAGACGCACUGA
This is a messenger RNA of Ostreobium quekettii, 615 nucleotides long. Lineage: Eukaryota; Viridiplantae; Chlorophyta; Ulvophyceae; Bryopsidales; Ostreobiaceae. The record is from the annotation of a GenBank genome assembly.